GACAGAGCGCUGUUAUAGCUGAGCUGGCUGUUGGGCUGUUUUGGGUUUCUGUCGACGACUUUACUCUGAGUGGGAGCAGUCAGCGAAACCAGGAAGAUUUCUGCACACCUAGUGGAGAGCACACUGAAGCAGUCUGCCGUUCACACGUCACACCAGUCGAGUUUAACUUUUAACAAAAGUAAAAGGAGUCCAGCUCCGUGAAAUCGACGCCGAAAUGGACCCCGCCAGUCAAGAUAUCAACCUGAACUCUCCUAACAAGGGCCUUGUUGUGGAUAAUGCAGACACCCUGUCCGACGUUCCGGUGGAGGGAGCGGUGGGGAACGCAGCCAACCCUCUUCCACCCGGCCUGACAGAGGAGGAGGCCGAGGAGCUCCGCGUAGAGCUCACCAAGGUGGAGGAGGAGAUCAACACCCUUCGUCAGGUUUUGUCAGCCAAAGAGAGACACGCCACAGAGCUGAAGAGGAAACUUGGCCUCAGUCCGCUCACCGAACUCAGGCAGAACCUCACCAAGAGCUGGCAAGACGUACAGACCUCCAACGCCUAUGUGAGAACCUCUGAGAAACUGGGCGAGUGGAAUGAAAGAGUUACCAGCUUGGAGUUAUAUCUGUCUGCCUCAGCCACUUUGGAUGACAUUACCCACUCUGAAGUAUACAAGAAGACUCAGGAGACUCUCCUCCAGGCGGGACAGAAGACCAGUGCAGCUCUCACCACAGUGGGCACAACCCUCAGCAAGAAACUGGGCGACAUGAGGAACUCUGCGACCUUCAAGUCGUUUGAGGACAAAGUGGGGAACCUGAAGGUGAGGAACGCACCUGUAGGCCACAAUGACUAUAAGGUUGUCGGCCCCAAAGGAAACAGCGAGGCCGUCAGCUCCCCCACUGACACCACCCCCACUCAGGAGAACCCGCCUUUCUGAAUGCAUCCCCCCUCCUCCUCCUCCUCUUCCUCCUCCUCCUCGUCCUUGCUGCCACCUUCCUCACGACCUGAGACUGUACUGUUAUCACCUCACAUCGCAGAGUCAGCCCCGAUCCUUUGAUCCUCCACCUCACCGACUCGCCGCCACUCACUUUGCCCCAAGGUCUGUAGACGCAGACAGGCGGAGGUGAAGGACUCGUGGGUUUGAGGUGGGACGAGCUUUCCCAUCGCUGCUGGUCCCACGGCCUCCACUCCUCUGCCUCGCUGUCGAGGGAAAAGGAAAAUGUUUUGUUGAUGUCUAAACCUGAAUAAAUUACAGACCUUGCUUUGUUACAUCGCCACGUCCUCCCCAGUUAGACCCCACCCCUCCGUUAGUCCAAAUAACUCCUGCGCAGGUUCUUACUGUGUCAGCAAAUAAAGGCUAAAUUAAGACGUCAGGCUUUUAAACUAAAUGAGAAACUUCACAUUUAAUUCCAGGGUUUGGGGUUUGUUCAGAUAUCGCUGCAGUGACGCAUCAAACGUAGCUCUGCAGGUGGAUUUUUGGGCCCAACUCAGAGUUUAGGAGCCAGAAUAUCUGCAGACUGAUGGUGGAGGAGCAUUUAACGGGCAUGAGAUGGUGAUUUAUACCGCUACUGUUUCUCUCUUCUUGUUUCCGACUUCUAUCACGUACUUAAAUCACUCAUUCACACUGUGAGCACGUCACCACAGCAACCCCACCUUCUUCUCAAACUUGUAGAGUUCUCUUCACAGCUCUGCGGAGGCUCGACACAGGCUUCACUCGCAGGUUAGAGGUCAGUGGUUUGACUGGUGGGGGGGUGGGCAGGGCGGGCGGGGGAUCCAGUACAUCUCACCUCUCUUUAGACCUUCUACUGCUACGUGCAUGUGCAUAUCUCAUCUCAGUUGUACCAUACCGACCGCGCAAAGAAGACCGAGGUCUCGUGUAACACCCUUAAAAGAAAAAACACACCCAGGAUGUAAAAACAGGAAAAAAAACCUUAAACCAUUUUGUAUUACAAACUAUUUUACACUGCUUUGCAUAAUGUUUUUACAUAACUUUUAUCAAUAUGUAUAAAUAUAUAUGAAUAAAUAUAUUGUCACUGAUGCUGCCGAACGGUAGUGAUCAGGUUGGGAGGAUUGAGAAAAAGUAGGGGAGGCGAAAUAAACUUAAAUGUGAUGAGUCAGUUUCACAGACGUGACUUAUUGUCUGUCAGGAGUUUAAAGUCUGUCGUGAUCGAAAUAUGUUUGUGAAACUGACUCAUUAAUGAGCUGCAGUCGUCUGGUACCCGUCUGGGCGCCAAGCAGACGAGAAGCAACAUCAUCAAACUGGUUUUCAUUGUAAAAAAACUGCAGGUGUGUUUGAUCUCAGUACAUUGACAUCACCAUUUGCAAGUCACACUAAAACCUCAAGAUUUAAAACGCUUUGAAACCACUUUGACUGUGUUUCUUCUUCCUGGUGCGACUGCGGCUCCCUUCCUGUCGUUAACACACAGAACUCAAUGUGAGACGAUGCUUUGCUGUGUACACUACCUGGUGAAUGUCAACGCUUCUCUAUCGGCCUUACUCACUUUAAUAGUUCACCUGUUAUGAUUUAGCUGGUAGAAAAGAUUUUCUCCUUUUAUGUUCUUUUUCUUUUGUUUAGUUGUACAGACUGGUUGAUUGAAGGAAAGGCAGUUAGCGUUAAAAUAUUUAGAGUCCAACGGGCCACAGAAUGUGUCAAGAAAACAUGUUGCUGCCGUAGCAGAAAAGUUGCCAACAAAAAAAAAAAACCUUAAUGCACACACGAAUGCACUCCUGUUAACACACACUAAGCUCCCUGAUCACACACACACGCUGCAUGAGGCCAAACUAACACACUUUGUACCAAAUCACUGUUGCUGUUAAAAACAGAAGCUCUUACAAACAGCGACAGUAAACCUGAGAGCACAGAGCUGUGCAGCACCGUCACUUUUCUCUCUUUUUAUUUUGUUGAAGUUGCUGAUACAAAGGCAACAUUGCCUCUGGUGGUUUGACAACACGUUACAGUGAUUUUCCCGGAAAACAUACAGGCAACUUCUUCAAAAAAUGCCAAAAUUUGUCUCGAAAUGAAGCUUGAGUUACUGUUAAGGCCGAUCAAUGUUGCCUCUCGCGUUGCCAAUUUUGUUUUUUGCACCCGUUGCAGCUGCAAAACGUUGCUCUUGUGUCCUGGCUCAGCUUCAGUGCAGUGACUCAACGUGUCGUGGAUGGACAAGUGUGUCAAUGAGGCAGUAGAAAAGGGUAGAUAUAAGUUAUAUACCUUUUUAAUAUUUGAAAUCGUUGAAUGAUUUACGCCAAAACUUUCCUGGAAGGUUUAAACUCUGUUACAGAGCAAGAAAUGAGCAGAACAUUAAAACAGAUGAGCAGGUGAAACCGAACCAGCUCUCUGUGACUGAGCCUGACGUCAGUGAUCAAACAGUAACACAGCUCAUAAACAAAUCUUCCCGGCUUCAGAAGUGCUGCCAGUGUAUCAUACGUGUAUUGCCUUGUUUUUUGUGUUGAUCCUUUUGGUAGUUAAUAUAUUCCCGUUAGGUGAUUUGUCGUGUUUCCGUUCGGCUUUUUCCUUCUGUUCAGAGAGGUGGAACUUUCAGAGAAGAUCUGUUAUUUGUACAAAUGAUUUGCCAUCAGUUUAAAAGCAAGUUGCCAAUGUUUGAAUAUCUGUUACAGAAAUCUCUCUUUUUCUGCCUCUGAAUCUCAUGGACUCUGAUUUCUGCUUUGCCAAGAUGAAAAACGCAGAUGCACACUACAAGAAAUAUGAAUCUAAACUCAUUUACUUCAGAUUUGACUCCUGAAGUCAUAUUUUUCUUACACAAAGUGGAGAAAUCACCUCGUGCGUGAUGCUUCGUGCAGGGCGACGAACUCUGUGCAAGAAAAUUUUAGUUUUUAAACACUGAAUUAAAUGACGUGUUAGGAUGAAACUUUUUUUGCAGUGAAGCUGUCGCCUGUUUAAAGCUGCGAUCAGUUUUAGGAGACUGACAUAUAGAAAAGGUUGGUGUACUUUGGUGUUGGGUGUCAGUGGGAAGCGCAGCACACGGCGAGCGUGCUCUGCAGAGGCUGGAGGACAGUAGAGUACUUAUAGCUUUAUUAUUAGGUCCUGGGCCUAGCUGAUGUAGAAUAUCAAAAGGGAUCAGAUUUGGAAGAACAUGGUGAAUUAAUUAAAAAACAUGUUUUUGGUUUUGUUGUAUAUGUUUGGAUAUCAAUAAAGCAUUCCUUUAAAUGAAAA
This is a messenger RNA of Epinephelus fuscoguttatus (brown-marbled grouper), 4150 nucleotides long. RefSeq names its product tpd52 like 2b (gene tpd52l2b). The transcript is spliced from 8 exons. Lineage: Eukaryota; Metazoa; Chordata; Actinopteri; Perciformes; Serranidae. Gene Ontology annotation, cellular component: cytoplasm. The record is from RefSeq and is a predicted model, not a curated record. Bases 215 to 916 code for a protein of 233 amino acids.